CAUCAUCCUUCCUUUCAGCAUCAAUCGCCGCCCGAUAUGCUCUGUCCCUCAUCGUAAGCAGAAGCAGCUCACUUGGCAGUAGCAUGGAGGAUCAGAUAUCCAUCUCAGUGCGUUCAUCGGGAGACUCGCCCGAAUUUUUGCCCCCUCCAAGGCGGGCACCAGCACCUCGAGAUGGACGCAUUUCCAACACCUCAAGACGACGUCAAUUCGUCGAUGCCACGAGCGACUUCUGGCAGACGUGCUCGCAGUUAGCUCUCGGUCAGAUGGUCCACCCUCCUACAUUCACACUCCUUGAUACCAUGGCCUGCAUCUCCAUCGGUGAUCCCAGAAUGGACUCGGGCAUACAUCCUCUUCCCUCCAGUCUCGUCCCGGAAGCCGAUCGCAGAGACGAUACUGCAGCCUCUUCUUCGGCUACUUUCAAUCCGUAUUCUUCUCUGACAGCUCAGGAUGUAGCUUGGAUCAUGGAUCGUUUGACUGCCUGCGAGGCCGCCUUCCACAAAUCAGCUCCCCUUUCACAGACCCUCUACACUUGCCUCUACUUCCAUGACAUAGAAGCCCUCUCACCCCGCACAAAUCCCACCGCUCAACCUCUAGCAUCUCCAAACUCGCCUCACCCAGCCUUCGCCCAGCUCGUCCUCCAAGCCUACCUCGUCGCAACGGUCAAAUGCUUUGGUCUCGUCUGGUCGGAGCUGGCCAAAGGCAACAUACACGAGGGAGAAGACGCUGUGACAGAUACAUGCGGCAAGUCGCUCUUCGAGCAUAUAUCGACGAAUCAGACCCUUCAUCACCUUAAGGCAGCGGAUGCUUGGUUGAGGCACUGCCGAGCAACUUUGACGGCUUCUGGGCAGAGUAAGGAGCCCAUCGAUGGACUGAUUCACCGUCUGAGCUUUCGUAGAAAAGUCUUCAUGCUCCUCACCGUCUUCAAUCAGCAGCUCGCCCCUGAAGGACAACAGCAUGACCUGGAAGGCAGAUCAUCUCCGGACGACUUCGCUUGCAUGGUUCGCGAUUUGACCCAAGAGCUUACCCAAAAGCUUGAUAUACUCAAACACCCUGCCCUGCACGGUGCCGUCUCGCUGAAAGCGGCCCCCUCAAGAGUUGCCGCAGCUUCUUUUGACCCGUCAUAUGGCCGUCGAUUGCAGAACGCAGGAGGUGUUCCACCGAGGCCCAUCGAUUUGCCUUCCAAGGAGGAAAUCCUGGAGCUCUGGCACCGCAAUCGAUGUCACUGGGCGCAGGCGGGCUUAAUCUAUGCUUCUAGACCCGCAUCGACGCAACGCAAUUCCUGGGAUAUGAUCAGCACAUUCACUUGCACCCUCGGAGCCCUCUUCAUCGAGCAACCCAGCACGGCAUUCGACCGCUCCCUCUUUCAAUCCUGCCUUCUUCCUCCUGGUGCCGAAGACUCAGACCUCUUCCUCCAGUCACUCCUCAGUAUCGCCGGUAUCGACCUCGACCUCUGGACCAGUCGCGUCGCUCGGAUCACCGACCCGCAUGCGCACGGCAGGCUCAUGCAAUGGCUCAACAAGGGGGAGAGUCUCGUUGGCAAUGUGAUCCUUGAGACGAUGGCCAACCGUCCGCGCGCCAAGCGGUCUUUGCAUCGAUCGUACGCACAGUGGGCGAGCUUUGCGGCUGAAACGGAGCUGCUCGAGCCUGCGUGGGCGGAACUCGAGCUCGGCCCUACUUUCCUUUCCAACAUCUUGCACAUAGAAAGGCUCAACAUCGCCCAGCAGAUCAUAAUGGCCGGCUUUGACCUGCAGCUCUACUCUGCGACCGAGCGUUGUAUGGCUUACUGGCUGGGCGAGCAUCUUGGUAGCGAGCGACGCCAGCUUCGUGAAAAGGUGGAUGAGAUGCUAGAGGCCGUUGGCGCCGAGAUCGGCGAUCUUCGGCCUCUUGCAGACGAUUGGAUACGAGCCUGCUGCGCCGCUUGGAAGUACCUUGUGACUCCUCCUCUCGGCCCUAUCGCAAGCAGCAGCACGGCCCCCUGGACUGAUACAGAGGAGCACAGUAGGGACGUUUUUCGACGUCGCUUCAAGUGGCUGAGAGGGGUACCUACCCUGACCCUCGAUGGACGCCGCGGGGACAGAUUCGCUGCCCUCGAUGCUUUGUGGCAGCAAUUUCGCUCCGAUCAACUCGAGACGCUCGCUGCCGCCCCAUCUACUUCAGCAAUGCAGGCUGUGGCCCACCUCCAGGACGCCUCGCGGCAGAUUGGCUGCACGGUUGAGAGUAUGCGCGGGGACAGAUGGACUUUGUGCAGAGAGGAAGCGGAAAUGCUGUAUCUACGUCUCGCAUUCACCAUUCGGGAAACGAUGCGCCGUCUACUGCCUAUAGCAGGCAAAGAAUUCUCCUCAGACCAGCCUUUCACAGAGGGCAUGUUCUGCGAGAAGCAUCAAGCACCACAUCCUUGGUUUCCACUCCUCCAGCAACACAUACCACCCCUCAUCUCGUAGCAGUAGACGAAGUAGGAGAGCGCUCAGGGUAAUGCAUUUGUCGAUCACAGCAAUUCCGGCGCGGAGGAACAGCCGCAUACAAUAGCUUUCCUUUUGAUUGAUGAGAACAGCUGCUUACAAGCGCAGGUGCUUAUGGACUGUCUUUGAUGAAAAGCAGGGCCCGUAGAUUAGAUGAAGCUGGGAAUGGCGGGCCCACGACAAAUGCAC
Messenger RNA from Jaminaea rosea, 2648 nucleotides. RefSeq lists its product as hypothetical. The record is from RefSeq and is a predicted model, not a curated record. The transcript is spliced from 4 exons. Lineage: Eukaryota; Fungi; Basidiomycota; Exobasidiomycetes; Microstromatales. Gene Ontology annotation, cellular component: NatC complex. The coding region runs from base 84 to 2441 and encodes 785 amino acids. Gene Ontology annotation, biological process: N-terminal peptidyl-methionine acetylation.